GCCCCGUGGGAGAUCCCUGAAAUUCGCCCGACACUCGGCAGUCGGCUGAUAAAAUAAAACCUCCUCGACUCUCGAACCCAUCCGCGAAAUGGCCGAGAGGAGAAUUCGGUCCGAGCCGGACGACAAUCGAUUUAAUGACGUUGAGUCCACACAUACCAGAGAACAAGAUGAUGAUGACCCCAGAGCAAGAGCUGGAGAACUGGCCCAAAGCUUUCGAGAAAUAAAACCUGAGCGGAACAGUUCAAAAAAAGUCAUAGAUCACCACUAUAAACAUAAAAUGUACUGCACUAAAUUGCCAUUAAGAGGACUUGAAGAUUUUACCUAUUCAAAGAAUUUACCUCAAGAAAUUUGGUACACAAUUUCUGGUUAUAUUUUACCCAUGGAUGUUUUGUCUUUUGCCCUCAUUUGUAAACAGAGUUAUUUUGUUUUGAACAUGCCAUCUUUUUGGAUCAGGCUUUAUAAAAGGUACUCGCUUACUAAUGCCAGGGUACCACCGAAAUUAAAAAAUGAUAUACUAGAAAAGACCCUCGGCUUGAAGACUAACGUCGUGAAAUCGCUCUUCUUCUCUUACCCACCAUUUGUAAACAGGAAAAAUAAAUUAGACACUUAUGAAAAAGUUUUGGGCAUGAAGUGCAUUGACAGUUUGAUCCAUCCAAAAUGCAACGAAGAAAGUCUGGAAACUUUCUGCUGGGUGUAUGAUUUUAUAUUUGAAAAAUUCAAGAUUAACACUGCAAUAAGCUCUAAGGAAAAAUAUCCAAUAAACUAUAAUCCAGACAUUGGAAAAACAAUUUUACGUAUCAAAGCGGAUAAUUAUUGCAUUAUCAAGCAGAUAUUUGGAUUGCAUGUGAAAAAAGUCAAAUAUAACAAAUUAUUGCGAUCUGUACACAUUGAAUUUGGACCGGCUUACCUUCCAACAGAUUCUAAUGCGAAUGCAGUCAACGUGUACGUGUACACAGUAGAUGAGCCACCAGGAGUUUUUGAAUGGUGGCAUCCAUCAUAUUAUGAAGAGUUUUAAAAGUAUUUUUUAAAAAGAAAUGUGUACAAAAAUGCUAUAUUUUUAUUUAAAAAUAAAUAAAUAAACUAGUUUUAUGACCUGGUAUUGCCCAGGGGGAUAAUAAAAAAUGUUAUUUAACACAUUA
Molecule: messenger RNA, 1139 nt
Organism: Cimex lectularius (bed bug)
Lineage: Eukaryota; Metazoa; Arthropoda; Insecta; Hemiptera; Cimicidae
Gene: fsd
Product: transmembrane protein 183
Exons: 7
Coding region: 89-1015 (308 amino acids)
Biological process (GO): regulation of protein stability
Cellular component (GO): SCF ubiquitin ligase complex
Molecular function (GO): protein binding
Source: RefSeq, a predicted model, not a curated record